Mycena citricolor is the source of this 3478-nucleotide messenger RNA. The record is from the annotation of a GenBank genome assembly. NCBI's taxonomy places the organism in Eukaryota, Fungi, Basidiomycota, Agaricomycetes, Agaricales, Mycenaceae.
GCUCUGACCGCAUCCAUUGGCUGUGCACUCCCAGCUUGGUUUAGCAUCGAACUCAACCUUUCUACUCUUGCUCUGUUUUCGCGAUGAAAGGGCUCACGAAAACCAUCAAACGGACGCCGUUCAUGGUAACCAGCAAGGUCGGGAUGUCCAAGAAGUCACAGGACACGGAAUUCGACGACUAUCAACGUCAUUUUGCGAACAUGGAGAAGGCCUCGGAGAAGCUCCUCAAGGACACCAAGUCCUUUACGAACGCCGUCAACUCGCUGUUCACAUCUGGCGCCAAUUUCGCGACUCACUUCUCGACCCUCUUCCAUCCGAUCGCAGGCGAAUAUGACCUCAUUGGCAAGAACCCCGACUCGUCACACACGAUUCACAGCCUGGGGAAGUACGAAACUGCCAUGGAAGAGCUGCGUGCUGCGGUAGGGCCCGAGCUCGAGUUGAUCGAGAGUCGGAUCGUCGCGCCGGUCAAGGAGUUCCAGCAAGUGCAGAAGACGAUCCGCAAGACUAUCACCAAGCGGGACCACAAGCUAACAGAUUACGACCGCUUCAACAACUCUCUGACCAAGUUGAGAGACAAGAAGGAGAAAUCGCUUAGCGACGAGAAGAACUUGUUCAAGCUGGAGCAAGACUUCGAAGUCGCGACGAAUGAAUACGAGUUCCUGAACAACUCCCUUAAGGCCGAUCUGCCCAGGUUCAUGAUGCUCUCGACCCAGUUCAUUGAUCCUUUGUUUUCUUCGCUAUACUACAUGCAGUUGAACAUCUUCUAUAUGCUUGUGGAGAAGAUCUCCGCGUUUGCAGAGGAAGCCAAGUGGGAAGUCACCGGAAUGUCCGGAUCGCAAAUCGAAGCGGACUACGAGAGUAAGCGGACCGAUGCCUGGAGCACCAUCGAGGAGAUGAGCAUCACCAAGCGAAUCAUCUCUACUUCCAAGAUGGUGCAAGCUAACCGUGCCAACGGAGGCGGAAGCACCCUCAGUCGCUCGACGACGUCCGCAUCGAAAGUUUCUCUCUCGCCUCAGCCGUCGUUUGUCAAGAAAGCACCCCCUCCGCCUCCCGGCUCGUCGGCCGCGGCCGCCCCGCCGCCGUACACAGCCGGAUCGACCGUGACGAAGAAAGGACCGCCGCCUCCCCCGCCGCUCAAGCCCAAGCCCAAGCCUGCGGUUCAGUAUGUUGUGGCGUUGUAUGAUUUCGUCGCCCAGGCGGACGGCGACUUGUCGUUCAAUACGGGUGACAGGAUAGAGAUUGUGGAGCGUGGAGCAAGUGCGGAUGAUUGGUGGACGGGACGAUUGAAUGGACAACAGGGCGUAUUUCCAGGUAACUACGUGCAAGACACGUAAGGCGUGUGUCUGUUGCGACCGAAGAGCGUAUGCACCGAGAGUGUAUUUUUACUGCGAAUUCGCGAGGAGCAUGUAUAUUUUACCGCGCGUCGUACUUGGACACCGGACAGAACCUGUUCGAUUGAUAGGCUUUCUGGAAUCUCACAGAGGCUUACGGUGCUUCAUAUCGUGCUCGGGUUUGAAGCCCGUCGACACCGUCUCACGCAAAAAGAAAGCCUAAAUCAUAAUGGCUGAUGGGCAACUUCACAUUGUCACAUGUACAAUGCCUUUUCAUUCUGGUCCGUCAUGGUAUCGGACUGGGAGGCACGAUGGAUCUUGCUCGAGGGACUAGCCUUCUUGAGGAGCCAUGCCUCCUACGGUUUCAGUACGGACAGAGAUGCAGGGUCACGGAGUGGACCGGCCGACACUGGGACAGAUGGAUGAGAUCGGCGGCCCAGCCAUCCCGGCGUUCCCAUGCGACGCCGUGCAGGAGCUUCCUUGCGACGCACAAGCUCAAAUCGAGUUCUGAUCACGAGCGCAUCAGGCUCGAGCAUCUUGUCCAAUUGAAGAUUGUGUUCAAGAUUCGGCCCAGAAGCGGAACCAGAUUAUCUGCAGGGCGUGCCGUAAGCAACUCACGCAGCGAGCGUAAGCAACGUUUGAAGAUUUGCGGUCUGACCUGACGGCAUUCUGGCUGGACCGGCCAUCAGCUUAUGUAGAGAACGCGAGGCACUGUAGAAGCUGUUGCAUCACACGACUGGCGAGUUUUUGACUGCAUCUCCACUGGAAAGUGCCAAUAAGUAGGUGCUAAUGCUGUUGCCGGCCUGAAAGCCCAACACCGCCUCCUGACAGCAGCUGCAUUGUUCUAUUGCUGGGACCCGCCCGAAGUCGGCGCCUUCCGAGAUUAUCGAUCUAUCGACACCGUCUGACUCGGCGUCAGCUUCGCGGAACGGCAUUUUGACCCAUGUUUUGGGUACGUACAAGGGACUGCGAGAAUUAAAGUGAAAUGAAUAAAUCGUGUGCACGGAAGGGGCCUAGCGUCCAAAGAGCCAGGGAAUAGGCUCCAUGCGUCUAGCAGAAAACCGCUCGAUUCGUAUCAAGCUGCGUACAUGCAAUUAGCAGGGUUACGGCACGCGACUGGAUAUGGGCGCUUGUUCACCGCCCUCCUGCCCAAUCGGGAAAGGGCCAUGACGGUUGGGGAGUCAUUUUGGCAUCAGGCUUCUCGAACCGCCAUCUGCAGUAUAAUGACUUGGUUGAGAAGAACUGGGCUUGACACGCUUAUAAGCAAGCCGCCGCGUCAAGAGAUGUUCAACGUGAAUUCACAUUCCUAACACUCUACCACAACGCAACCGACGAUGCCCAUCCCCGUAACGCGACACGUCCACUUCGACGAGCAGAUCGUUGGCCCCUUGACUCCAUCUCCGUCCGUGUUUUCCUCGGCGUUGCCUUCGCCUCGCGCAUACAGCAGCCCUAUGCAUUAUCACCCAUCCAUGCAACAUGUCCCUGCAUCCACCACACCGCACACCAUACGCCUCCACCCCGCGCUCACCGCCCCCGGAGCAGCGGCGCUCCGUUUCGCCUUCAACAAGCCAUACGGCAGCAUGAUGGAGAAGCGUGACCCGAAGGAGGCGGGCGUGCUCAACGCUGCGCUCGGAGAGCCGGCCACAUGUCCCACUCAACGUACGAUGAUCAUCGCGAACCCAAACAACUCCUCGUGGGACAUCGAGAUCACUGCGCGCGAUGGGAGGGCGGUCACCGUGGAGGAGGUCCUCUGGGCCGUCUACCGGUCGCUGAGGAUGACCGCGCCGGCCGUGCAUUACGAAGAGCUGCCCGACGACCGGGAGAGGGAGACCGUCGCCGCCGCAUUCACGCGACGGUGGUCAUCCCUGCAGGACCCAGCAGCGUGCCAAUUGGAACACAUGAAGGGGCUGAAGAGGGUGGACUAUUUGGGACCGGCGGUGAACUUCGUGGGGCUGAAGUGGUUUGCGCCCGACGUGUACCACCUUCUCGUCGCCUGAACGCGCCAGCCCCCGAGAUCGCCGUAUACCCACCGCCCUGCCCUAUACCCCAGAUUCGGACUUGUAUCAUUAUUUACCGGGAAUUGCCCGAAAGCCCCUGCUGUCUUAUUAGUCAUCUCAAUGUAUCCAUGUAUGGUCUGCACGAGUCUG